Messenger RNA from Polyodon spathula (Mississippi paddlefish), 3243 nucleotides. Its product is annotated as immunoglobulin-like domain-containing receptor 2. The record is from RefSeq and is a predicted model, not a curated record. The transcript has 10 exons. NCBI's taxonomy places the organism in Eukaryota, Metazoa, Chordata, Actinopteri, Acipenseriformes, Polyodontidae. Gene Ontology annotation, cellular component: membrane. Gene Ontology annotation, biological process: pancreas development. Bases 58 to 1992 code for a protein of 644 amino acids.
AGAGGAGAACAGUUAAGUGAGAAAAAUGAUUUCCCACUCUUGAAAAAUGCAGACAUUAUGGGCUGGAAAAUGAGGAUUUUACUCGCUUGGUGGCUUGCUUCUCUAUGCUUAACAGGGUGGUCUGAAGGUGUCCAGGUGACAGUUCCUGAGCAGAAGAAGUUUGCGAUGUUGUUCCAGUCCGUGGUUCUUCGCUGUCAGUUUUCCACCUCCUCCAGUCAGCAGCCCGUGGUGCAGUGGUGGUACAAGUCCUACUGCCACGACCGCACCAGGGAGGCAUUCAGCUUCACAGACUCCGUCACCCACCAGAUCCCAGACCAAGGCUCCACUUCCCACCUGGAUUGCAGGGACAGCAGCAGAACAGUCAGGCCUGUGGCGUCUCGCCAAGGAGUUACAUUCACACUGGGGGAGAAUUACAAGGGAAGAGACAUCACCAUUACUAACAAUGCCGAUCUCCGAAUUGGAGAGCUUCAGUGGGGGGACAGUGGGGUGUAUUACUGCAAGGUGGUUACUUCUGAUGACUUAAUGGGACAGAAUGAGGACAGAAUGGAGCUCUUAGUGUUGGGUAAGACAGGGCUGCUUGAUGAUCUCUUGCCCUAUUUUGAUGUGAAGAUUAUGCCAGAGUGGGUGUUUGUGGGUGUGGUGAUCCUGGGAGCCUUCACAUUCAUUCUGUUUCUGGGUAUCUGCUGGUGCCAGUGCUGUCCUCACAGCUGCUGCUGCUAUGUGCAGUGUCCCUGCUGCCCCGAGUCAUGCUGCUGCCCGCGACACUUGUAUGAAGCUGGUAAAACAGUGAAGACAUGUGCCUCCCCUCAUAUUGCACCGGUCUACCCUCCCUAUUAUGUGCCUAAUGUCCCCAUGGCUGCCAUUGGACCUCCAGCAAUGAUGGGUCCAAAGACACAGCCUCCAGUAAUGGAGAACAGUGUCACAGGGGUUCGCAGUGGCUACCGAAUCCAGGCCAAUAAGGAACAGGACUGUAUGAAGGUUCUGUACUACGUAGAAAAGGAGCUUGCUCAGUUUGAUCCUGCCAAGAGAACGUAUGAGAAAUCCAGCACCAUGUCAGAGCUGAGUUCUCUUCACGAAGGGGACGCUGAUUUCCGUCAGUCCUACCGGCGGGCUCAGAAAAAGGCUCUUCCACCAAUCGGUGACCGAGAUGACGACCCUGCCUUCACCCCCACUGCAGCCGCCCACGUGAGGAAGUCGGCCCGGCACCCCCAGCGCAUGAACAGGUCUGAAGAGCAGUACCACAGCAGCAGGUGGAACCCCAGAUCUGAGCAUCUUCAGAGAAAAAUGUUGCCAGCCAGUGGACGCACAGGGUCUCUGGAUGAGCUGGAGGAGUUUGCAGAAUCCUACCAUCAAAAAGGGAGGCGCUCUGAGUACAGGGAGUCGGAGCUGGAUUACAGACAGGACUGCGAGACCAAGGAACACUGUCCACCCCCAUUCAGAGACCAGCACCAUUACCAUGAUGACAAGCCAGCCAGAAUGGACCAGCACCAGUACCAGGAGUCCUUCCCUGACGAGUACUACAGCAAGCGAGACCGAAGUCGGGAGGGCUUUUACAAGUCGGACAGGGGGCAACCGUACAGCCCUCCUUCUAAGAGGAGAGACCUCAGUGACUGUUACCCGCCUCGGUACCCUACUGCAAACAGGGCCUACGACAACACCUACCUAACAAGCAUUCUGGAAAAGAAAGCCAGGGGCAGACGUCUGGAGGAGAGCUUCAACUGUGAGACUCCCUUCAAAUCCAGCUCCAAAAAGAGCGGCGACAUUAAUUACAACCGAUCUCCCAGUUACAGGCGCGAAGAGGAAGAUUCAUUGCCACCUUACUCGGAGAGAGACGCCGAGCGGCACAGGCCACUGGAGUCCUCAGCAAGGCAUUUUUCCUACACAAGGGAUGGCACACAUGAUAUCAGCAUGCACGCUGCGCAUGGGAGGAGGGAAAGGGAGAAGCUCAGGAAGACGAACACUGUACCCAGCAGAGAUUCCCUUAUAGUGUGAAACUGAAAAAGAAGAUGAAUCAAUUUUUUUCAAAGGAGAAGGGAACACCAGAGUCCAAUGGUACUGUUAGGUUUCACUCUCCUGGCAUUGUUUGAUGGAGAUGUACUGUAAGUACCACAUGGAUUAGAGGCCCCUGUGUACUGCCCGACUGGUUACCUACAGAUUUCAGUCCAGGAUUGAUAGAGGAGCCAGGAUUGGAACUCCAGCUCAGUACUGUCAAUGUCACAGUGUUCUAAGAACAUUCAUCUGUAAGUCACUGUGCAGCUUUCAGACUUUCAAACUUACAAAGCCACAUCAGUGUGCCUGGCUGUUUCUACCAUGCUACUUGAAGACUGAAGCCAAAACUAAUUAGUAGCUAACCUGAGUUUUCAGGUUAUCAGUUAUUUUUCUUUUUUUUAGAUUUUUAUUUUAAAAUUCAGAGUUGUAGGAUUGUCUACAAUGAGGAAAGAUGACAUGUGGAAAAAAUCAGAGCCAUGAACCAGAUUGCCACAAUUAAUGAUCUCUGCUGUAUGAAUGAAAUGACAGUCUGACUAUGGUGGUGCAGUAUUAUUUUCAAGAUGUGUUAAACAGAUGCAUUUUAAGGACAGAUACACUUGGCUAAUAAACAGGUCCAUCACCUGAUAACUCCACUUACAAUUUCGCUUGCUCUACCGGUGCAGCGUCUGGAUGACGUUUUAACCACCCUGUAUAAUUAAAAGAAGAAAAUAGCUUACACUUAAUAUCCAUGGUCAUAUCAGUGUUUUAAAAAACGGUAUUUCAAAAUGAUGAUCUGUUGAUCAGCUUCAAGUAGGGUCUCAAGUGACAGAUUAGGGUCCUGUGUCUUUGUAUAACAUUACAAGUGACAGGGAGGUACAGUUGCACUGAAAGAUUCAUUGACUUGUCCAAGAUUCAGAUUCAGACUCCCCGGCUCUACUGACUGUAAAAGGAAAAGUUCUGUCAGAAGGAUAUAGUCACAGAAGUUAAUGGUGUGCUGCUACAUGUCUAAAUAUUCAGUGUUUUAGAUAUAGGAAGAGUGAGCCUAACUGCUUUAUAAUGUCUGUUGAGCUUGAUAAAAUAACGGAUGGAGUGUCAGGAAUAAAAUAGUGAUACUCUAAACCAAGAUUACAAGACAGGGGGUCUUCCCAUCUCAAGCCAAAUAUUUUCCACAUGGCACCUUCCUUUUAUUAUGUGUAUAGCAAGCAAUACUUCAUUACACAGUGUCACAAAGACGGCUAGUGCGGGUAUAUAUAUAUAUAUAUAUAUAUAUAUAUA